Messenger RNA from Diaporthe batatas, 876 nucleotides. Its product is annotated as S-formylglutathione hydrolase. Bases 1 to 876 code for a protein of 291 amino acids. NCBI's taxonomy places the organism in Eukaryota, Fungi, Ascomycota, Sordariomycetes, Diaporthales, Diaporthaceae. Gene Ontology annotation, molecular function: S-formylglutathione hydrolase activity. The record is from RefSeq and is a predicted model, not a curated record. Gene Ontology annotation, cellular component: cytosol. The transcript has a single exon. Gene Ontology annotation, biological process: formaldehyde catabolic process.
AUGGCAUUCGAGACAAAAGCCACCAUCGCCUCCUUUGGGGGCACUCUCCUCAAGCUCUCGCACCAGUCCACCACGACCGGCACCCCCAUGGCCCUGAACCUCUACCUGCCCCCCGCGGCCGUCAAGGAGAACAAGAAGGUGCCCGUACUGAUCUGGCUGUCGGGCCUGACCUGCACCCCCGACAACUGCACCGAGAAGGGCUUCUUCCAGCACGGCGCGUCGCAGCACGGCAUCGCGGUGCUGUACCCAGACACCUCCCCCCGCGGGCUCGACCUGCCCGGCGAGAAGGACGCCUACGACUUUGGCGAGGCCGCCUCCUUCUACGUCGACGCCGUCAAGGCCCCCUACGACAAGAACUACCGCAUGGAGACCUACCUGACCGAGGAGCUGCCCACCGCCCUGUUCGGGAGCUCCGAGUUCGGCGGCAAGCUCGACGGCUCGCGCGUGUCCAUCGCCGGCCACUCGAUGGGCGGCCACGGCGCCCUGACCCUGUACCUGCGCCACCCGGGCAAGUACCGCUCCGUCUCGGCCUUCGCGCCCAUCGCCAACCCCUCCGAGUGCCCCUGGGGCCAGAAGGCCUUCUCCGGCUACCUGGGCGACGACAACAAGGCCGAGUGGGCCAAGCACGACGCCACCGAGCUGGUCAAGGCCUGGGACAAGAAGGCGCCCCUCAACAUGCUCGUCGACGUCGGCACCGGCGACAACUUCUACAAGCAGAAGCAGCUGCUCCCUGAGAACUUUGAGAAGGCCGUCAAGGACGCCGGGCUCGAUGGCCUCACCCUGCGUUAUCAGCCCGACUACGACCACUCUUACUUCUUCAUGUCGACCUUUAGUGACGAGCACGUCGCCCACGCCGCCAAAUUCCUCGGCGCAUAG